Stylophora pistillata is the source of this 1644-nucleotide messenger RNA. RefSeq lists its product as uncharacterized. Gene Ontology annotation, molecular function: DNA binding. NCBI's taxonomy places the organism in Eukaryota, Metazoa, Cnidaria, Anthozoa, Scleractinia, Pocilloporidae. Gene Ontology annotation, biological process: DNA integration; DNA recombination. The record is from RefSeq and is a predicted model, not a curated record.
AUGUAUGGUCCACUGUAUUACCGCAGACUGGACAUGGCAAAAACCGAUGCCCUAUCCCAAUGUGGGGAUUUUGAGGGUAACAUGGAACUGACACCCCCUGUUCUGGAAGAUAUAAAUUGGUGGAUGAACAAUAUUCACUUAUCAUGUUAUGUCAUUUACCAUGGGGAGCCCCACGCUACCUUAUACACUGAUGCUUCUACAACCGGAUGGGGCUGUGAAUUUCAGGGAACCCCCACGGGGGGAUCAUGGAGCUCAAUUGAGGCCCAACAUCACAUUAAUUACCUUGAAAUGUUGGCUAUCAAAUUAGGACUUAAAUGUUUCGAGGAAAAAGUCAGGCAUCAACAUAUAAAACUUAUGGUGGACAAUAUGCCAACAGUCACAAUUCUUAACAACAUGGGUACUAGUCACUCCUGGCAGCUCAAUGAGCUGAACAAGGAGAUAUGGACUUGGUGUAUUGAUCGAGGAAUAUGGCUGACUGUAGCCCACAUCCCAGGAAAAACCAAUGUAGUUGCUGAUAGAGAAUCUAGACAACAUCGAAGAGAAAUUGAGUGGACCAUUAAUUCAGACCUAUAUGAAGAGGGUAUAUGUAAGCUGGCAUGUGAUCACAAGAACCCUUCAGAAGAUACAGCAGGAUCAAGCGACAGGCUUGCUCGUUGUGCCUUUUUGGCCAACUCAAACAUGGUGGCCACCACUAUCAAGAAUGCUAAUACAAGCACCUCUAGUACUACCGAAAAGAAAGAACACACUGUACCUUCCUCAGGAUCCCAGUGCAGUGCACCCACUACACAAUCAGAUGUCUCUACUCCUCUGCCACUUGUCCGGCAACAUUUGCAGAGUCAGGGAAUUUCAUCAUCAGCUACCGACAUUAUCAUGCAGUCCUGGCGGACCAGCACAAGAGUCCAAUACAGCUCUUACAUUAAGAAAUGGUUGGAAUACUGUUGUAAAUGGCAAAUUAAUCCAGUUUCACCACCUGUAGCAAGUGGGCUCAACUUUCUUGCGGAGCUCUAUCACAAGGGACUCAGUUAUAGUGCGUUAAACACUGCAAGGAGCGCAUUGGCCAGUGUCAUCGCCUUACAAGGUAACCAGUCCUUUGGUAACCACCCGCUUGUUUCUCGUUUCUUAAAGGGAACAUUUACAACAAGACCAGCCCUACCUAAAUACAGGGAAGUGUGGGAUGUGAACACAGUUCUUGAACAUUUAAAAACUUUACAUCCUGCAGAGUCUUUAUCCCUAAAAUUGUUGUCAUUAAAACUAGUUAUGUUGCUGGCCAUAUUGUCAGGCCAACGCUGCCAGACCAUUCAUGCGUUAACUACAAAGGACAUGAAAGCCUCAAACGACAGAGUAAUGUUUAUCGUAAACGAUUUGUUAAAAACUACCAAACCCGGUAAAGAAUGUACUAAGGUAGAAUUUCUGUCCUUCGAUGAAGACCCUCGAAUCUGUGUGGUGAGUCUGAACGCGAAGGUGCGCACGCAUAUCUCACGUGACUCCUGUUCCAGACCGGUGACUCAUAGAAUCUCAAUCAAACUUCAACCUACAGAAAAACCUCCUGUGUACAAGGGCCCAGACCCUCUCCCAAACAGAUUUAACAUAAAACCAGGAUACUGCUGGGAUGGUGUGAACCGGUUGAAUGGAUUAGAGAAGUGA